Messenger RNA from Zalophus californianus (California sea lion), 1183 nucleotides. Its product is annotated as ubiquitin-conjugating enzyme E2 N. The transcript has a single exon. The record is from RefSeq and is a predicted model, not a curated record. Bases 43 to 501 code for a protein of 152 amino acids. Lineage: Eukaryota; Metazoa; Chordata; Mammalia; Carnivora; Otariidae.
AGCCGGAGUCGAGACCAGAGGCCGAACUCGGGAUCUGACAAGAUGGCCGGGCUGCCCCGCAGGAUUAUCAAGGAAACCCAGCGUUUGCUGGCAGAACCAGUUCCUGGCAUUAAAGCAGAACCAGAUGAGAGCAACGCCCGUUAUUUUCAUGUGGUCAUUGCUGGCCCCCAGGAUUCCCCCUUUGAGGGAGGGACUUUUAAGCUUGAACUAUUCCUACCAGAAGAAUACCCGAUGGCAGCCCCUAAAGUACGUUUCAUGACCAAAAUUUAUCAUCCUAAUGUAGACAAGUUGGGAAGAAUAUGUUUAGAUAUUUUGAAAGAUAAGUGGUCCCCAGCACUGCAGAUCCGCACAGUUCUGCUAUCGAUCCAGGCUUUGUUAAGUGCUCCCAAUCCAGAUGAUCCAUUAGCAAAUGAUGUAGCGGAGCAGUGGAAGACCAACGAAGCCCAAGCCAUAGAAACAGCUAGAGCAUGGACUAGGCUAUAUGCCAUGAAUAAUAUUUAAAAUCGAUCUGAUCAUCAAGUUCUCCUGUUCUCCUGUUCUGCCAAGACUUCUUCCUUUUUUGUUUGCAUUUAAUGGACACAGUCUUAGAAACAUUACAGAAUAAAAGCCCAGACAUCUUCAGUCCUUUGGUGAUUAAAUGCACAUUAGCAAACCUAUGUCUUGUCCUGAUUCACUGUUGUAAAGCAUGAGCAGAGGCUAGAAGUACCAUCCGGAUUGUUGUGAAACGUUUAAAAGCAGUGGCCCUUCUCUGCUUUUAUUCAUUUCCCCAUCAUGGUUUGAGUAUAAAGCACUGUGAAUGAAGGUAGUUGUCAGGGUUAGCUGCAGGGGUGUGGGUGUUUUUCUUUAUUACUUUUUUUGAGGGGGAGAGGUAGUUUUAUUUUAAUUUUUUGGGCUCCUUUCCUCCCUUUUAUGGUGAUCUAAUUGCAUUGGUUAAAAGCAGCUAACCAGUUCUUUAGAAUAUGCUCUCUAGCCAAGUCUAACUUUAUUUAGACGCUGUAGAUGGACAAGCUUGAUUGUUUGAACCAAAAUGGGAACAUUAAACAAACAUCACAGCCCUCACUAAUACCAUUGUGACUUGCUGUCAAGUGUAGAAUCCUUCCUUCAAGAAAAAGCUUGUGACCAUUUUGUAUGGCUUGUCUGGAAACUUCUGUAAAUCUUAUGUUUUAGUAAAAUAUUUUUUGUU